Trichoderma reesei QM6a is the source of this 1128-nucleotide messenger RNA. RefSeq lists its product as uncharacterized. Gene Ontology annotation, cellular component: cytosol; septin ring; cell division site. Gene Ontology annotation, biological process: cytoskeleton-dependent cytokinesis. NCBI's taxonomy places the organism in Eukaryota, Fungi, Ascomycota, Sordariomycetes, Hypocreales, Hypocreaceae. Gene Ontology annotation, molecular function: GTP binding; molecular adaptor activity; GTPase activity. The record is from RefSeq and is a predicted model, not a curated record. The transcript is spliced from 2 exons. Bases 1 to 1128 code for a protein of 375 amino acids.
AUGACGAACCGGGGUCGUUACAGCUAUGCCAGCAGUGCUAUGAGCACCAUCAACAACCCAAGGAGGAUUCGCAGACGCAAGGACCCGACCCCAUUCAACAUUCUGAUCCUGGGAACGCAAAAUGCCGGCAAAACCUCGUUUCUCGAGUUUCUCAAGACUGCCUUGGCGCUUCCGGCAAAGAAGCAGGGCAGAAAGCAGGAUGAAGAGGCGAUACAAGCUUCUAUCCCUCCCGUCGGCAACUUCAUCCCCCACUACCUGGAGACGGAAAUCGAUGGCGAGCGGAUUGGACUGACCCUCUGGGACUCUGAGGGUCUGGAGAAGAAUGUCGUUGAUCUUCAGUUGAGAGAAAUGUCUGCUUUCUUGGAGAGCAAGUUUGAAGAGACCUUUGCCGAGGAAAUGAAGGUCGUACGCUCUCCAGGUGUCAAGGAUACCCAUAUCCACGCGGCUUUCUAUGUCAUGGAUCCCUCGCGCCUGGAUCGCAAUAUUGCGACCGCGAAACUUGCUGCCUCGCGCAAUGGCUACCCCAACGGAAAACAUGGCACCGCUCGAACCAUUGGUGCUCUCGAUGAGGACAUUGACCUUCAAGUUCUCCGAACUCUCCAGUACAAGACCACCGUCAUCCCUGUCAUUUCCAAGGCCGAUACCAUCACUACCAAGCACAUGAGUGUUCUCAGAAAGGCAGUCUGGGACAGCAUCAAGACAGCAAACCUGGAUCCUCUGGAGGCCCUGGGCCUAGACGAGGAUAACAGCAGCGUUAUUGAAGAGGAGUCCGAUGAAGCCGAAUCAGACGAGCCAGUGGCAUCACCUGUCUCUGCAGGCCAUUCAAAGAGACUCUCCACCAACUCCAUCCGCAAGCACAAGUCCCAAGAGGAGGCCAAGGAAGAGGAGGCGCCGUUCCUCCCCCUUUCCAUCAUUAGCCCCGACUUGUACGAGCCCGGCGUCAUCGGUCGGCAGUUCCCCUGGGGAUUUGCUGAUCCCUACAACGAGGAGCACUGCAACUUUGUACGCUUGAAGGAAGCCGUCUUCACUGAGUGGCGCGCUGAGCUGCGUGAGGCAAGCAGGGAGCAGUGGUAUGAAGGCUGGCGGACGAACAGGCUCAAGCACCGCGAUCUUCCCCAUGCACGAUAA